AUGUCGCAAAUAAGUCAAAGCACACCAUCCAACCUGACUGAAGUUUACCCUGUGACAAGUUUGACCUUAGUUGUUCUCCUGCUCGUUCCCUGCGUGGUCGUUCUGCUGCUGCUGAACUGCCUCUUGCUGGGUUACAAGUUACUGAUCCUGUCAAAGAAGAACCGCAGACUGCAGCCAGGGCACACAGAAGGGAUGUAUUUGCGGUCUCCUCAGAGGGUCAGGCUGUCCGACGUGGCUUUCCCUUUGCGGCGGGACGGGAGGAGAGCUUAUUUGUCUCUAUCAGAGCCUGUCCUGCCGCAUCCUGUUACUUCUUCCAUGGCUUCAUCCAGGGAAAGGAUCGGGCUGGAUCACAGGAUCCGGCUUCUGAGGCCAGAUGGUGCCACCGGUUCACGGUCUCCGAGAGCCCCGAGCACCAUCCGGGCCACUUCUCCAGAGGCUUGUUUGACCCAGAGACUCGACCUGGCCUCCAGCUCACGGACCUACAGCCUCAGUAAAGCAGGCUGGUGCAAGAGUGCACCACUUUUACUGCAUGAUUCAGAGACUGAAACCAGAGUGAACCUCGUCCCGCCAAACUCUCCUAUGGAGACAGAAUUUGUGGGUCUGAUUAGGAGGAGCAGUACUUAUGAUAUGCUGGCAGAUGUGAACCCAGGCAUCACGAGGCGUGGGUUCGACAAAGCAGACAUGGAGUUCGAGUACACCAACCUGCCUUCAGAGACUUCCUGUCUGAACAUGUCUGCAGUGGGUCCUGGACUGGACAGUGACUUUGGAGCAAGUGCAGGGGUCUCCCUGCGGAUCCUGUCUGCAGACAGUGACGGCCUGUCCAAUGGAGUGCUGGCUUCAGCUCUGGAGUGGGAUUAUUAUGACCCCUGCUAUGUCAAACAGAAUAAUAUACCCAAACAUAAACAUCACAGACCUGCAAUCCACAUGAAACAGUACUGGGUGUAAUUAGUACUUUUAAUGUUCAUUUAUGUGUAUCACUUAUUUAUUCAAUUUCUUAAGUAUUUUAAGGGCUUCUUUUUUGUCUC
Messenger RNA from Archocentrus centrarchus (flier cichlid), 1025 nucleotides. It is a transcript of the gene hwa, whose product is annotated as huluwa. The transcript has 3 exons. The record is from RefSeq and is a predicted model, not a curated record. Lineage: Eukaryota; Metazoa; Chordata; Actinopteri; Cichliformes; Cichlidae. Bases 1 to 945 code for a protein of 314 amino acids.